AUGACUAAUAUUCGUAUAACUCCUGGUGAACUUGUUGUAACAGGUACUAUUGUACCAGAACUUCACUAUGGUCCAUACUUACGCGAUUGGUGGAUCUUUUCUAAAGACAGUCAAAAUGUAUCAUAUGCGAUUCCAUUACGUCUAGGACUUGAAAUUAUGAUACAGCUUAAUAAAAGAUCUUUUAUUAUUCGCGUGGUUCGUUAUAUACAUAGUCAUUUACAGCCUGGUUAUAUAUGCGAAGGUGAUGGGCAAAGUAGUGGUAUUGUUACGAGUUCUUCUAUGGCAAUUACAUCUGUUUACCAAGCCGUUUUUGGCACUAAAGCAAAAUUUGCAGGUCUUUCAUAUUUAGGUUUAGAACAACCCAAAACAUCUCAAAAAUUAUUAGAAGGUGUUGUUUUUUAUCCAUUUAUUAUUGAAAUAGAAAAUUUAUCUAUUUUUGUUGGUUCUCUUGGUAAAAUUACACAUCCCAAUCAAAAAACGAUUGGUUACAAUUAUACAUCUUCAUUAUUUUAUAAGUACAAAGCAAAGCAAUCGGUUUUUUUUCAAAGUAUAAAAAAUGAUAGUUUAUACUCAAUUGAAAUUUAUCAAAAUAGUCAAAUUAUAGCAAAGUUUAAUGAAAAUUCGCCCAAUGCUGUUUGGCAUAAAACUGGUGUGCUAAAAUCUAUUUCGGGGGACACUUUAUUUGGUGUAAACCACCCACUAACCUUACAAAAACUCGAUCAAACAAAAUUUUCCCAUCAAAAAUUAAUGCCUGACAAAUGUACAUUAGCAGAUUGGGACAACAAAAUGAUUAUGGAACAUUUCUUUGACUUACACUUAAAAAAAGCGGUUGGUAAAUCCAUUGAAGAAUGGCAUCGGGUAUUUCAAAUUUGGAAACAACAAAAAAGCAAUGUAAUUGAAUUACAUACCCACCUUAAUAAAGUAUACGGUUUGGAUCAUGAACUUCGGGAACGUGAAGCACGAGCAUGGCGAGCGAUUUUUUGUGCA
Dentiscutata heterogama is the source of this 987-nucleotide messenger RNA. The record is from the annotation of a GenBank genome assembly. Lineage: Eukaryota; Fungi; Glomeromycota; Glomeromycetes; Diversisporales; Gigasporaceae.